This is a messenger RNA of Anarrhichthys ocellatus (wolf-eel), 3351 nucleotides long. Its product is annotated as transcription factor Maf-like. Gene Ontology annotation, cellular component: nucleus. The transcript is spliced from 3 exons. The record is from RefSeq and is a predicted model, not a curated record. Gene Ontology annotation, biological process: regulation of transcription by RNA polymerase II. NCBI's taxonomy places the organism in Eukaryota, Metazoa, Chordata, Actinopteri, Perciformes, Anarhichadidae. The coding region runs from base 441 to 1433 and encodes 330 amino acids. Gene Ontology annotation, molecular function: RNA polymerase II cis-regulatory region sequence-specific DNA binding; DNA-binding transcription factor activity, RNA polymerase II-specific.
AUGCUUUUUAACUCGUCGGCUGACUGAUGCCUUAGAAAAAAAUCUAUCAAUCUUAGGGUGGAGGUUUUUUUUCUCCACAAAGCAACUAUUUGCCCGGGACACGUGCGUGAACCUCCUCAAUUUGGCGCACUAAUCCUAAAAGGAGCCAUGAAGUGUUAAAUGGUAGAAACAUAGACAGCGGCGCCCAGACACCCGCACGCUGGGAGAGAGGGAGGAAACAGCGCUGCUCCAAUGCGUCUGUGCAACACAGACUGAAGAAAAAAAAACUUAUCGACUCACAAAACCAAAACCUGCGCUGCGCAAUUAGUGCGUGAAAAUCCACUUUUUCUCCGGUUUUGAAGAAAAUAAAUAAAGAAAUCAAGCUGGCUCAGUGCGUGUCUCAGCAGCCCACUUUGACAGGUGCUCCUCACCCCCUUUGGAGGACUGUCAACAGCAAGAGGAUGGCAUCAGAGCUGGCAAUGAGCAACUCCGACCUGCCCACCAGUCCCCUGGCCAUGGAAUAUGUUAAUGACUUCGAUCUGAUGAAGUUUGAAGUGAAAAAGGAGCCGGUGGAGCCCGAUCGCAGCAUCAGCCAGUGCAGCCGCCUGGUCGCCGGGGGAUCCCUAUCUUCCACCCCGAUGAGCACGCCUUGCAGUUCGGUUCCCCCCUCGCCAAGCUUCUCGGCGCCCAGUCCGGGAUCAGGGAGCGAGCAAAAGGCACAUUUGGAGGAUUUCUACUGGAUGACCGGGUACCAACAGCAGUUGAACCCCGAGGCUCUGGGCUUUAGCCCGGAGGACGCCGUAGAGGCGCUGAUCAGCAGCAAUCACCAGCUCCAGACCUUCGAUGGCUAUGGCAGGGGGCAGCAGUUCGGCGGCGCAGCCGGGGCAGGAGGCGCCAUGGCCGGGGAGGAGAUGGGAUCAGCGGCCGCCGUGGUAUCCGCGGUCAUCGCUGCAGCCGCAGCUCAGAACGGGAAUCCCCACCACCACCACCACCAUCACCACCACCACCACUCAGGGGCACACUCCGGGUCUCAAUCCGGAAGCGGCGUGGGGGGAAGCCACCAGCACCUGCGCUUGGAUGACCGGUUCUCGGACGAGCAGCUGGUGACAAUGUCGGUGCGGGAAUUGAACCGGCAGCUCCGGGGGGUCAGCAAAGAAGAGGUGAUCCGUCUGAAACAGAAGAGGAGGACGCUAAAGAACAGAGGCUAUGCCCAGUCCUGCCGGUACAAGCGGGUCCAGCAGCGGCACGUCUUGGAGGGAGAGAAGACGCAGCUCAUUCAGCAGGUGGACCACCUCAAGCAGGAGAUCUCCCGGCUGGCCAGGGAGAGGGACGCCUACAAGGAGAAAUACGAGAAGCUGAUCAGCACCGGCUUCAGAGAAAACGGAGGAUCCAGCGACAACAACCCAUCAUCCCCGGAGUUUUUCAUGACGUCAAGAAAAUUCCUCCAUCUGUGAUCGAGAGCUCUGACUUCUCCGUCCCACCACCCUGGAGUCUGAGAUAUCAUGACACUGGAAUGCUGAUGUUUCAAGAGCAACCUACGGCACCCAGACUGCCAUAAAGCACAAUGUCUCAAAAGCGUCUACACAGCGGCGUCAGGGCAACCAAUCCACAGCCAACCCAAAGCCAGAGUUCAAUAUUAAAACAAUGAUGAUUAAAUAACAACAGGAGACUGAAAUCACAUUCUUCUACUCCAACAACAAGGGAAGAAACACAGAAAUUAAAGGACUCUAGAAAUAAGAUUCACCACCAUCUGUAUUUGUCAUUCAAAUGGACACGGAUCUUCCCACGAAUACCUCCAAAUUGUACUUUAGACUUACCAGAGUAUAGAUUAUUAAUACGUAGCUUGAGUCAAAUAGCAAGCAGAAAAAAAUAUGACGUUCACACCCCUUUAGCACAUGCCCAGAAAUCAGGAUAUUGUAAAUACUGUACAGAAAACAAAUAGGGACAUUGAUAAUAAACUAAAUUAUUGCAGAAUAAUGUAUAUAGCAAUGAGAAUCAUACCUAGUGUGUGUUUAUAUAUCCAUGAGUGUCACAUGCCCAUUACUCCUUAUUUCUUCUAUGCCCAAAAAGAUUUAGCACAAAGAUGAACCAACGCUCUCUGUAUCUCCAUAGAAAACAUCUACGUAGAACUCGACAAGGGACACUGAAUUUAAUUGGGAUGACAUCAUAUUUGCCAUGUAGUGCACUAUUGCUGGAAACAGAUGCAUAUGCCAUUGAGUAUAUGCUUAUUAGGUAACCCUGUACUGUUCGCAAGACAGGUCAUUUGCUCAUUUAAAUAGAGAAGACUUGAGAGAGUUAUGAAAAGCUACAGAAACAAACAGAGAAAGAAAGAACAAACUUUAAGAGAUCCCUGAAUUCGUCCCUGAUUUCGUCCCAAAUCUUCUUCGUCCCCCACCUCCCAUUGUAAACAACCACAGCAGAGCUGAACACAACCUAAACUUUAAUUUAUUCAGUAGAGUGUAUAUGAAAACCCCCCCUGUGCUGUAUGUGUGGUGUGUUUUAGCCCCCGUAGUGACGUUACAGAUCCAGAAGGACUUGGCAGCUCCCUUGUAUUAUGCAGUCAGAGUACAGUUACCUUUUAUUCAGUUCAUACCAAACUGGAAAUCACCGUGACCCACCAUCUUUGAGUCCUUUGUUUGGCUAGUCCACCUCCUCCCCGCCUUGUUUCCAUCAGAGGGCCUGUAUGCCCGCUGACCUCUCUGCCACCAGGCGCUCGCUGAGCUCCCACAGGCUGGCGGCGCUGCUCUGGUCCUGGGCCUGGGUGGACGGCAGGCAGCGGAAGCAGUUGUUGAAGUACAUGCCGCCUAACCCCUCCAGCUCCGGAGCUACGGCACAGUACACCGUGGUGGCCGCCCCUUGUUGCUGUGGACGGAGAACACACAGAAAGAGAUACGAGUUCAGCGGGUGACUCGUGAGACAACGAGACGGCAUCGGCCUGCAGGAGGAGACAAAAUCUAAAGAGCCCGAUUACUGACUCGGACAUUAGGACGAGUCCUGUCCAGACUUAAAGAGAGUGCAAACAGCGGACACCGACCAAACCGCUCUGUCCUCUUUGAGACGCAUACGUCUAUACACACGCAGAAAAAGAGACAGCAGGACCGAGUGUCAACAGGAAAAAAAAAAAAAAAAAACACACGCGGCCGCUCCCCUCUCCCUGCAGCCCAUGAUGACUGGGUCAUAUUACCAUGGGAACAGCAUAGCCCCUUACUGUACAUAUAUUUAUAUACAUAUAUUUAUUUAUUUAUUUCUCUACCCGGUGUGUACAGAACCUCUGGCGAUAUGGGACCAUGAGAAUGCUACAGAUGGAAAGACUCACAGUGGAGAACAUGAAAAUUACACCAGCUCCUGUCUGGAUUGGAAUCACCAGGGAAA